This is a messenger RNA of Microstroma glucosiphilum, 1151 nucleotides long. RefSeq lists its product as hypothetical. NCBI's taxonomy places the organism in Eukaryota, Fungi, Basidiomycota, Exobasidiomycetes, Microstromatales, Microstromataceae. Gene Ontology annotation, biological process: chromatin remodeling. The record is from RefSeq and is a predicted model, not a curated record. Gene Ontology annotation, cellular component: Swr1 complex. Gene Ontology annotation, molecular function: nucleosome binding. The coding region runs from base 323 to 1099 and encodes 258 amino acids. The transcript has 4 exons.
AUUCAUUCCUCAUCGCUGCAAGCAUCCCUCUUAUCCGCCCUUUCACUUGUGAUUGGCACCCGACAAGGAGACUCCGCCAGAUGUGUGAACCUUGAAUCUUCCCCUCCUCCACCUCUACUCUCUGUCCGAGGGCCAUACCUCCUCUGAACAAAGGGGGGAGUCCCUCCACAAGACAUUCCUUCUCGGUCUCCGGACCUCGCUCCACUACCCGCACCGCGACUUGUGGGGUAGCGUGCAGCGUCCAAGCCUCUCCGCACCCCCGCAAGCUUGUACAGCCUCGAGAGUGAGAACAUUGUCCCCAUUCUGAGGACAGCUGCUUUCCAUGCCUCCCGCCCGAUCGCGCUCCCAGCGCAAGGCUUCUGGUCUGGCCAAUGCUGCCAUCGCGCUGCAGUCCUCUGGCGAUCCAUAUAGCACUUUGAGGACUGGAGGGCAAAACGGAGCUUCCUCCACGGCAGAGGGUAGAGGCGUUGGUGGUUCCCUCCGACCCUUGACUGUCAGAGAAAGGCAACUCCUCGAUGAAGAACGGCAGGAGAAGGAGGAGCGGGAAAGGUCAGCAAAGCGCCGCAAGAUCCAGAAGAGGCUUCACGAGCUGGAGCGGACCAACUACCGUGAUGCUGCCGUGUCCUUAAGGCCUGGCACAGCUGAGUCCUCGCGAAAUGACGGCGAGGCAUUUUCGAUACCCAAUUCGGCUCUACUAGCUUUGACUGGAGGAGCAGAUGCAGAAGGCAGUGGCACAAAGCAGCACAAGCAGAGCGCUACAGUUCGGCGAUUGCUAGUGUACAGGAAGGGCUUCCACAGCCUGUUGGAAGACGCUGCAUCAGAUGAAGUGUACAGCAAGUCACCUUUCAAUUACGAGCAAGCUUCAGCAACCAUCGACAAGUCACGGCAUCGCCAAGGCCAGGCAGUGGGGGAUCCCGGUGGCGGCGGUGGCGGUGGAAGCGGUGGUCCCCUGGUGGUCUACGAAAGCAAGCCUCUCUUCUGUUCCAUCUGCGGCCAAAGUGGCAGCGCCGACUGCUCUAGAUGUGGGGAGAGACUCUGUGGGAUGGGCACUUGCCAGGAGACUCACAACGAUGCCAGAUGCGACAGACCCGUGCGAUAGAAGAAAGUCGAGGAUAGUCGUCAUCUACAAUACCAUUCAUUUUGCCAUUGCC